Pterocles gutturalis (yellow-throated sandgrouse) is the source of this 3011-nucleotide messenger RNA. RefSeq names its product HEAT repeat-containing protein 5B-like. Lineage: Eukaryota; Metazoa; Chordata; Aves; Pterocliformes; Pteroclidae. Bases 1 to 2619 code for a protein of 872 amino acids. Gene Ontology annotation, biological process: retrograde transport, endosome to Golgi; endocytosis; intracellular protein localization. The transcript is spliced from 13 exons. The record is from RefSeq and is a predicted model, not a curated record. Gene Ontology annotation, cellular component: Golgi apparatus; membrane; endocytic vesicle.
AUGAGCACUGCUGCUCCCUUGGGAGGAGGGAAGGAUGAGGAAUCGGAGAAGAAGGAUGAGAUGGACGACGAUACAAUGUUUACCACCUUGGGUGAAGAGGAUAAAUCCAAGCCGUCUGUAGCACCUCGUUGGGCAACUCGUGUGUUUUCAGCAGACUGUCUGUGCCGAGUUAUCAUGCUGUGUGAGAAUGCGAACAAGGCACACUUCGAUCUGGCACUGGCUCGUUCAGCCAGACUUAAAAACCCAAAAAAUGACUUCUUAGUACUCCAUCUCUCUGACCUUAUUCGAAUGGCAUUCAUGGCUGCAACUGAUCACAGCAACCAGUUACGAAUGGCGGGUCUUCAAGCUCUUGAAGACAUUAUCAAGAAGUUUGCAUCGGUUCCUGAGCCAGAGUUUCCAGGCCAUGUGAUACUGGAGCAGUAUCAGGCUAAUGUUGGAGCUGCUCUGAGGCCAGCUUUUUCCCAAGAUACACCUUCUGAUAUAACUGCAAAGGCCUGCCAGGUAUGUAGUGCUUGGAUAGGAAGUGGGGUUGUAAGUGACCUGAAUGACCUCCGCCGAGUUCACAACCUUCUUGUCUCUUCCCUGGAUAAAGUGCAAGCAGGAAAGGGAUCUUCCAGCCAGCUUUACCGAGAGAGUGCGACUACUAUGGAAAAACUUGCAGUUCUCAAAGCAUGGGCUGAGGUAUAUAUUGUUGCCAUGAAAAUUAAGAAAGAAGCAGAGACCAAACCAAAGCAUGUUUUAAAGAGCACAGAGGAAGAUGAGGAUGAUUUCGGUACUAUAGAUGAGCUGCCACCAGACAGUUUGAUAACACUGGUACAACCUGAGCUGCCUGCACUUAGCCGUCUCUGGUUAGCCGCCCUGAAAGAUUAUGCUCUUUUAACCUUACCACCUGAGUUUGCUACCCAGCUUCCACCAGAUGGGGGAGCAUUUUACACUCCAGAAACAAUUGAUACAGCUAGACUGCAUUACCGAAACUCCUGGGCUCCCAUACUGCAUGCAGUGGCACUUUGGCUAAACAGUACAGGAUUUAACGCUUCAGAGUCGAUAGAAGAGACUGCCGCAGCAAUGCCCAGUUCACAGAAACGUGCUACAUCCAUCAUGUUAAACCAGACACCUGGAACACCGCCUAGCACUAAAUCGUUGCCAGAGAUAAACAAAGAUCGAAUGCAUUUAAUUUUGGGUGUUAGUAUACAGUUUCUGUGUUCCCCAAGACCUGAAGAGCCUGUUGAGCAUGUUACAUCUUGUUUGCAAGCACUUCAUACUUUAUUGGAUUCCCCUUGUGCCAGGAUCCAUAUUGCAGAGGAUCAGCUCCUUGGUGUUGAACUCUUGAGUGUGCUUCACCGACUCCUCCUGACCUGGGAUCCUCCUUCAGUCCAGCUACUGGUUACAGGAGUUGUCCAGCAGAUAGUAAGAGCAGCUCAAGAUUAUUUGCAGGAAAAAAGGAACACCCUAAAUGAAGAUGAUAUUGAGGAAAAAGAAAAUCCUCUUGUUUUAGGAGAGGGAGGUGAGAGUGGUGGUCUUGUGCCUGGAAAAUCUCUGGUCUUUGCAGCCAUGGAGUUGCUCAUGUUUAUCCUGGUACGGCACAUGCCCCAUCUGAGUUCAAAAGUGUCAGAUUCUCCAAGUCACACUGCUGCCAAAUCCCACCUCUCUGAGGAAAGUGCUCGUCUUGUGGCUGCCACAGUUACUAUCCUGUCUGACCUGCCUUCUCUGUGCUCACCAGCAGGAUGUAUGACGAUCUUACCCACUAUCCUAUUUCUGAUUACGAGAGUAUUGAAAGAAACAGCAGUAAAAUCAGCAGAUAAUCAGGUCCCACCUCCAGUCAGUGCAGCCCUUCAAGGGAUAAAAACUAUUGUUACUCUCCCAACAGUCAAGACUGAUGAAACUCAGAAACAAUGGACAAGUCUUAUCCGCAGCACUCUGGCAUCUAUCUUGGAAUACUCUCAACCUGAAGCCUCUAAGCCUGUUCUUGAUGAAGUAAGCAUACUUACAGCUAUUGCUCUCUUCCUUUGGUCAGCAAGCACUGAAAUAAUUGGAGUGCAGUCUUUACAAAACGGAUGUAUGAACAGAUUUAAAAGUGCAUUAAAUUCCUGUGAUCCUUGGGUUCAAGCCAAGUGUUACCAGCUUCUGCUUUCUGUGUUCCAACACACCAAUCGUGCCCUGUCAACUCCAUACAUUCAUUCCUUGGCCCCUAUCAUGGUUGAGAAGUUGAAAGCUGUGGAAAGGAGCCGCCCAAACAACAAUCUGGAGCUUUUAGCAGUCCAGGAAGGAAUUAAAGUCCUUGAAACAUUGGUUGCCCUCGGUGAGGAGCAGAAUAGAGUCCAGUUGCUUGCCCUUCUCGUUCCCACUCUGAUCUCCUAUUUACUGAAUGAAAAUGCCUUUGCUUCUGCAUCUACAGCAUCUAAGGAUCUUCACGAAUUUGCACUUCAGAAUCUAAUGCACAUCGGUCCACUUUACCCACAUGCUUUCAAGACAGUAAUGGGAGCUGCUCCUGAAUUAAAAACACGUCUAGAAACUGCAGUCCGAGCAAGUCAGGCCAGCAAAGCAAAAGCAGCUGCUAGGCAACCACCACCCACAGUACAUUCCACUCCAACAAUUAAACUGAAAACUAGCUUUUUUUGAAUUACUUUUGUUAUUUUUGGACCAUUAAGUAGUCAGAAGCAUUGUAUUAUCCCUGAUGUGUUACUGCAUAUGUGUCUGUAAUUUCGUGUAAUUUGUAUGUGAAAGGCUGUCUAACAGAGCUUUGUGUAAUUGCCUGAAAUCCAUGCAUUACAAGGGAAGUUGUGUUACUUGUAUAGUUUUUUAGGAAAUGGAAUGUGAUCAUAUUUAUGAAUUUGUGUUGUAAAUUAUCCACCAAAAACCCACAUUCUCUAUCUGACUAAAUAGUUUUAUUUAUUUUUAAAAGCUACCCCAAACCUCUGAGUGGUUUUUGAAAUACAGUGAUUGUUAUCCUACCAUUGUGCCAACACACUAACACAGUGGGGAUGGACAGAAGAGGGGAAACUGUUAUGAAG